Molecule: messenger RNA, 3816 nt
Organism: Lolium rigidum
Lineage: Eukaryota; Viridiplantae; Streptophyta; Magnoliopsida; Poales; Poaceae
Product: ABC transporter B family member 19-like
Exons: 9
Coding region: 1-3816 (1271 amino acids)
Biological process (GO): transmembrane transport
Cellular component (GO): membrane
Molecular function (GO): ATP binding; ABC-type transporter activity; ATP hydrolysis activity
Source: RefSeq, a predicted model, not a curated record
AUGGCUGACCCGGCGGUGGCGGACGUGAAGGCGGAGAAGGCUGCGGCGAACGGAUCGGCGGGAGGCGGCUGCGAUGCGGCGGCAGCAGUGGGGCAGGGCAAGAAGCGAGCGGACCAGGCAGUGGCGUUCCACGAGCUGUUCUCCUUCGCCGACAAGUGGGACCUGGCGCUCAUGUCCCUUGGGAGCCUCGGCGCGGUGGCGCACGGCGCCGCCAUGCCCUGCUUCUUCCUCCUCUUCGGGGACCUCAUCAACGGCUUCGGCAAGAACCAGACCGACCUCCGCACCAUGACCGACGAGGUCGCCAAGUAUGCGCUCUACUUCGUCUACCUCGGACUGGUGGUCUGCGUCGCCUCCUACUCUGAGAUCGCGUGCUGGAUGUACACCGGGGAGCGGCAGGUGAUCGCGCUCCGGAAGGCGUACCUGGACGCGGUGCUGCGGCAGGACGUCGGGUUCUUCGACACGGACGCGCGCACGGGGGACAUCGUCUUCGGGGUCUCCACCGACACGCUGCUCGUGCAGGACGCCAUCGGCGAGAAGGUCGGCAACUUCAUCCACUACCUCGCCACCUUCUUCGCGGGGCUCGUCGUCGGCUUCAUCUCCGCGUGGCGGCUGGCGCUGCUUAGCGUCGCCGUCAUCCCCGCCAUCGCCUUCGCCGGCGGACUCUACGCCUACACUCUCACCGGGCUCACCUCCAAGAGCCGGGAGUCCUACGCCAAUGCCGGCGUCGUGGCAGAGCAGGCAAUUGCACAAGUUAGAACAGUCUACUCAUUCGUUGGAGAGAGCAAAGCGCUCAAUUCCUACUCCGAAGCAAUCCAGAACACACUGAAGCUUGGUUACAAAGCUGGAAUGGCUAAAGGUCUUGGAAUUGGAUGCACAUACGCGAGUGCAUGCAUGUCUUGGGCACUAGUAUUCUGGUAUGCCGGUGUCUUCAUCAGGAAUGGGCAGAGUGAUGGUGGCAAGGCUUUUACUGCCAUCUUUUCUGCAAUCGUUGGUGGCAUGAGUCUUGGCCAGGCAUUCUCAAAUCUUGGAGCUUUCAGCAAAGGGAAGAUUGCUGGUUACAAACUGUUGGAGGUCAUUCGUCAGAAACCUUCCAUAGUAAAUGAUCAGAAGGAUGGCCAGUGUUUGGCAGAGGUCCAUGGAAAUAUAGAGUUCAAGGAUGUUACUUUCAGUUAUCCAUCAAGGCCUGAUGUUAUGAUCUUUCGGGAUUUCUCUUUGUUCUUUCCUUCUGGGAAAACUGUUGCAGUUGUUGGAGGCAGUGGAUCUGGAAAGAGCACUGUUGUGGCUUUGAUAGAAAGGUUCUAUGAUCCUAAUGAAGGCAAGGUUUUGCUGGACAAUGUUGACCUCAAGACACUGCAAUUGAGGUGGCUGAGAGAUCAGAUUGGACUAGUAAACCAAGAACCUGCCCUUUUUGCAACUACUAUCCUUGAGAAUAUACUGUAUGGAAAGCCUGAUGCCACGAUUGCAGAAGUUGAAGCUGCAGCAACUGCAUCCAAUGCUCAUAGUUUUAUCACUCUCCUCCCCAAUGGAUACAACACAAUGGUUGGUGAGCGGGGAAUUCAGCUCUCUGGUGGUCAGAAACAGCGUAUUGCAAUAGCUCGUGCUAUGCUGAAGGACCCCAAGAUACUGCUCCUUGAUGAAGCUACUAGUGCUUUAGAUGCAGAUUCAGAAAACAUUGUGCAAGAAGCUCUAGACCGCCUGAUGGUUGGACGAACUACAGUAGUUGUUGCGCACCGCCUGUCUACUAUUAGAAAUGUAAACAUGAUCGCAGUGAUACAGCAAGGCCAAGUUGUUGAGACUGGGACACAUGAUGAACUUCUACUGAAAGGAACCUCUGGAGCAUAUGCAUCUCUGAUUCGUUUUCAGGAAUCAGCACGUAAUAGAGAUCUUGUUUGUGCAUCUACCCGACGGUCGCGCUCAAUGCACCUGACAAGCUCUCUUUCCACCAAAUCUUUGAGCCUCAGGUCGGGAAGUUUACGGAACCUGAGCUAUCAGUACAGUACUGGAGCAGAUGGGCGCAUUGAGAUGAUGUCGGUUGCAGAUAAUAGCCUCAAAUACCCAGCACCGCGUGGUUACUUUUUCAAGCUCCUGAAAUUGAAUGCUCCCGAGUGGCCUUAUGCGGUGCUGGGUGCCAUUGGCUCUGUUCUGUCUGGAUUCAUUGGUCCAGCAUUUGCCAUUGUUAUGGGUGAAAUGCUUGAUGUGUUCUACUACAAAGAUCUCAACGAGAUGGAGAGGAAAACUAAGCUUUAUGUGUUCAUCUACAUUGGCAUAGGCAUAUAUGCUGUAGUUGCCUAUCUUGUGCAGCACUACUUCUUCAGCAUAAUGGGAGAAAAUCUUACAACCAGGGUUAGGAGGAUGAUGCUGUCCGCGAUACUAAGGAAUGAAGUUGGUUGGUUUGACGAAGAAGAAAACAACUCAAGUCUUGUGGCUGCUCGUGUAGCGGUUGAUGCGGCUGAUGUGAAAUCAGCGAUAGCUGAGAGGAUAUCAGUGAUACUGCAGAACAUUACCACCCUUAUGACAUCUUUCAUUGUCGGUUUUAUCAUUGAGUGGAGAGUGGCACUCCUUAUUCUGGCCACUUUCCCUCUUCUUGUGCUUGCCAACUUUGCGCAGCAACUUUCAAUGAAGGGGUUUGCUGGUGACACAGCCAAGGCACAUGCCAAGAGCAGCAUGGUUGCUGGUGAAGGCGUGAGCAACAUCCGCACCGUGGCAGCGUUCAACGCUCAAAACAAGAUCAUGUCUCUCUUCAGCCAUGAGCUGCGCAUACCAGAGGAGCAGAUCCUGCGCCGCAGUCAGACUGCGGGCCUUCUGUAUGGCCUCUCACAGCUCUGCCUGUACUGCUCAGAAGCGCUCAUUCUCUGGUAUGGUUCUCACCUGGUCCGGUCACAUGGGUCAACCUUCUCCAAGGUCAUCAAGGUUUUCGUUGUCCUUGUUGUGACUGCCAACUCCGUUGCCGAGACGGUCAGCCUGGCCCCGGAGAUCAUCCGUGGAGGCGAAUCUAUCCGCUCCAUCUUCGGCAUCCUCAACAGGGCGACAAGGAUCGAGCUUGAUGAUCCGGAGUCGGAGCGUGUCAGCACUGUUCGCGGGGACAUUGAGCUGCGGCAUGUCGACUUCGCCUACCCGGCCCGCCCUGACAUUGAAAUCUUCAAGGAUUUCAACCUGAAGAUCCAGGCUGGGCGCAGCCAGGCUCUAGUUGGAGCUAGCGGGUCUGGAAAGAGCACUGUCAUUGCCCUCAUCGAGCGGUUCUACGACCCAACUGGUGGCAAGGUUAUGAUCGAUGGCAAGGACAUCAGGAGGCUGAACCUGAAGUCCCUGCGGCUCAAGAUUGGCCUCGUGCAGCAGGAGCCUGUACUCUUCGCGUCGAGCAUUCUUGAGAACAUCGCGUAUGGCAAGGAAGGCGCGACCGAGGAGGAGGUGAUCGAGGCAGCCAAGACAGCGAACGUGCACAGCUUCGUCAGCCAGCUGCCCGACGGGUACAAGACGGCGGUUGGCGAGCGAGGCGUGCAGCUGUCAGGCGGCCAGAAGCAGCGGAUCGCCAUCGCCAGGGCGGUGCUCAAGAACCCAGCCAUCCUGCUCCUUGACGAGGCGACGAGCGCGCUGGACGCCGAGUCUGAGUCCGUGCUGCAGGAGGCACUGGAGCGGCUGAUGAAGGGGCGGACCACCGUCCUGGUCGCGCAUCGCCUCUCAACGAUCCGAGGCGUGGACCGCAUAGCGGUCGUCCAGGAUGGGCGGAUCGUCGAGCACGGCGGCCACUCGGAGCUGGUGGCGCGGCCGGAAGGGGCGUACUCGCGGCUGCUGCAGCUGCAGCACCACCGCAACUGA